This is a messenger RNA of Melozone crissalis (California towhee), 1188 nucleotides long. It is a transcript of the gene CLNK, whose product is annotated as cytokine dependent hematopoietic cell linker. The transcript is spliced from 16 exons. Gene Ontology annotation, biological process: intracellular signal transduction; cell surface receptor protein tyrosine kinase signaling pathway. The record is from RefSeq and is a predicted model, not a curated record. The coding region runs from base 16 to 1188 and encodes 390 amino acids. Lineage: Eukaryota; Metazoa; Chordata; Aves; Passeriformes; Passerellidae.
AACAUACAUGAAGUAAUGAAUCCAAAUAGACAUCGGAAAGAAAAGAGAACUAUUCCUGCUAACACCUAUAAUUCUAGUGAAUACUUGACAAUGAAGGGCAAGAGUGACUUCCAGCUUUCCUCUGAGCUAUCUGAGGAGGAAGACAAUAUGUAUGAGACUGUAAAUUCUUCAGUGCUGGAGGCUGUUCACUCUUUGAGAAUCCUUCCUGCCAAACCUCUACAAGAAUCUGAAUAUGCAGAUACACGGUGCUUAAGGCCUUCAGGUACCACUUCCCCAACAAGUGAGAACCCAUCUCAGCCCCCUCGACACUCAGCUAUUCACACAUUUGAUCCGGAGAGGAGAGCAGUGCCAAAUGUAAGAGGAGGAAGAGUGAAAAUACAUGGAUACCAGGAGCCAACACCUCCCCCACGGCCUCUGAAGAUGCUGCCAAAGCAGUAUCAGCCCCUUCCUCCAGAGCCAAGAAUAAGCAGCCAGGUCCUACCCAAGAGGAACACGCUCAGCCGAGACCCCACCUUUCCAAUAUCAGCAGAAGUCACAAGGCAUUCUUCUGUUAGGAAAUCAAAUACAGUACCUGGAAGACAGCAAGUUACAAGUUUGGGGAAGAAACCUGAAGUACCUUUUCAAGCACAACAUCAUCCUCCUGAAGCCAGCCCUCAAAGUACACGGAGCUCUAAGAACAUUUGCAGAUCAGGUUCCACAUUAAGUGUAGAUAAUUUGACAGUGAAGAAGCCACCACCUCCUACAUCAUACGCAGCAUGCAAAAAUAAAUCAAAACAUUUGCUUGUAGAACAGGAAAUGCAAUCUCUUACCAAACCCACUGAAAAGGAUUUAAACAAAUGUGAGUGGUAUGUUGGAGAAUAUGAUCGCCAUAAAGCAGAGAAGAUCCUGUUACAGAAAAACACUGAUGAGACAUUCUUGGUUAGAGAUUGUUCAAAGAAAUCAAAGGCUGAACCAUACGUGUUGGUUGUUUAUUAUGGAAGAAGAGUAUACAACAUUAAAGUACGGUUCCUGGAAGAGAGCCAACAAUACGCCUUGGGAACAGGGCUCAGAGGAGAGUGUAAAUUUAAUUCCGUGGAAGAGAUCAUUGACUUCUACAGAUCUGUUCCCAUAACGCUCAUUGACGGAAAGGAUCAGUCAGGAAACCACAGAGAACAAUGCUACCUCACACAUCCAUUCAAGGCAUGCUGA